This is a messenger RNA of Halichondria panicea, 1047 nucleotides long. Its product is annotated as CUB and sushi domain-containing protein 3-like. The transcript has 4 exons. The record is from RefSeq and is a predicted model, not a curated record. Bases 328 to 1005 code for a protein of 225 amino acids. NCBI's taxonomy places the organism in Eukaryota, Metazoa, Porifera, Demospongiae, Suberitida, Halichondriidae.
UCUGGUCCUAGUAUCACCACUGACAAUACUGAGAUCCUCAUCACUACUAUUGGAGAGGAUGGUGGUCUCCCUUCUCUCACCUGUCACACUGAUCUCAUUGCCUGCUGUAGAAGUGUUGCUGACAACAAUGGUAUGGGAGGACUGGGACAGUGGACGUAUCCUGAUGGGAGUGAAGUACUGAGCAAUGGUGGCUCAGCGCAGGCUGGACAGCAGUUCUACAUUAACAGGAAUGCACCUCAGGUCAUCAGACUAAACCGUAGAGAGGCUAACAACCCACUCACUUGAACCGGGUCCUACUGUUGUACUGUACCAACUACUGGAGGAAAUAUGGCCCUCUGUGCUAACCUGGUUGCACCUACUUCAGUCACAUGUUCUGAUAAUCUCCCGACCAUCUCUAAUGGAGCUAUAACCUAUGCUAGUGGAUCUCCUAACAACAGACCAGUGGGUGCUACAGCCACUUACAGCUGCUUUGGUGACUACCGUCUGGUUGGAGUGUCAGUGAGGACUAGUACUUGUGGGAGUGAUGGAGAGUGGAGUGGGUCAGCUCCAGUGUGUCAGCUAACCUGCUCUGACCUACCCUCACUGACAAAUGGGGACAUUGACUAUGGUGGUGCUGGAUCUACUAACAGCAGACAAGUGGACACUAUGGCCACCUACACCUGUGACACUGGCUACACUCUCAAUGGAGUCACCACCAGGACUUGUGGGAGUGAUGGAGUGUGGAGUGGCAGUGGGAAUGGGCUACCUCCUAAUUGCCAGCCUAACUGCCCUGACCUACCCUCACUAGCCAAUGGGAUGAUUAUGUACAGUGCUGGAUCCACUAACAACAGACCUGUCGGCUCUAGUGCUACCUACAGCUGUAACCAUGGCUACACUCUCACUGUUAGUACCACCAGGGUCUGUGUGACUGAAAGGAUCUGGAGUGGGUCACCUCCAACUUGUCAAGGUGAGCUCUGUAACUCCUACACAAAGUCAAUUUGUAGUUUCUCAGGGUAUCAUUCCUAAAAUAGCAACCGGAUUAUGAUAAUGAUAUUCAUAUAAUUUUAA